AUGAAAGUAGUAAUGCAUGAACUCGACUAUGAUAUGGAUGAUGAUGAUCUUGAAUUCCUCAAAGAAGUAAAUGAAUCUAUGCAAACGAAUCAACAACGAACAAUGACAGAAGAAGAAUUUGAAAAUGCAAUAGUUAUUUUAGAAUACUAUACAGCUGAAAAAAUUCGUUCACAUCUCAAACAAAAAUCCUGUGAAGAUGAAGAUAUUGUGUGUGAUAUAUGUUUGCUACCCGAUGCUGACGAUGGAAAUGAAAUGGUCUUUUGUGAACGUUGUAAUGCGUGUGUACAUCAAAAUUGUUAUGGAAUAUCCGUUGUACCGAAUGGAACAUGGCUUUGUAAAUCAUGUUCAAUUCUAAGACGACCUGCUUGUCUACUUUGUCCAAAACUUGGCGGCCCAAUGAAAUGUACGCCAAGUGGAACUGUUUGGUGUCAUUUAACAUGCGCAUUUUGGUUACCGGAGCUAAAAUUUGCUGAUUAUGUUAAAAUGGAGCCAAUAUUAAAUUUAGAUAAAAUCCCACAUGCACGUUGGACUCUUCGCUGUGUUGUUUGUUCAACAUCAGAAGGUGCUUGCGUGCAAUGUGCACAUAAGAAUUGUCGUACACCGUUUCAUGUUACUUGUGGUCUUUCAGCCGGUUAUUUUCUUGAUGUACAACAAACGUCCUCUGAUAGAACCACAUCGUCACGUUCGCAAUUCAAUGCUUAUUGCCUCAAACAUUCUCAAGAAGCACGACUACGUUCAGAACCAGAUCCAUCAAUCAUUCCAUUAUCGAAUUCAAAUGCUGAAGAUGAAGCUUCAUGUAUACCAACGAUAAUACCUUUAACAGUUUAUUAUCGUCAAAAACUUAAAGCGGAAGAAUGGUUAUUAAAUUGUUAUGAAAAUUUUCAUACAUUUAUUUCAUGCUCCCAUUUAUAUGAUGAAUGUCCACAAGAUUAUAAUGAGUCUGUAUCAACGAAAAUUUAUGACUAUUGGAAAGAAAAACGAAUUGAAAAUAAAAAUCUUCCUCUCAUCAAGCGUAUUGAUAAUGUACUUGAACAACGUGAAAAUGCAGAAUUACUUAUUGCACAAAUAAAUAAUUGUCUCAAAAUACGAAAUAAAAUUCGCCAGCUUCAAAAUUAUUGUAGAUCAAGAUUAUAUACUUCAUCUUCAACACUUAAUCAACGUCUUGAAAAUUUAAAAUUAUCAUUUUCAAAUAGAACUCAGCACAAGAAAUCUUCUUAUUACUAUCAAUUAAUUGAAAAUUCUAAACGUUGUAUUAUUGCAUUAGAAACAAACUAUCGUGAUGCUUUAGAAUUAAAUACAACUUAUCUUGUCGGUAAAACUUUAGAAGGAGAAACAAUGCUAUUACCAAAACAACUUAUGGAACAAGGCGAUGUUAUAACCAUAGGAGAAAACAAUACUAUUGAAAACGAGCCACUCGAUGAAAUAAAUUCGCAUCUAUCUGUUGAACAACGCUCGGACGUCUACAACGAUAAAUAUUUAGAUUUAUCUAAUGAAAUUCAACCAACUUAUCAAAAAGCAUCAGUACAAGAUAUACUAAAAACAUCAUAUAUAUCACUAGGAAAUGUUGUUCGAUGUGUCACAGGGUCUUUUGACUAA
Molecule: messenger RNA, 1596 nt
Organism: Rotaria socialis
Lineage: Eukaryota; Metazoa; Rotifera; Eurotatoria; Philodinida; Philodinidae
Source: the annotation of a GenBank genome assembly